This is a messenger RNA of Gossypium arboreum, 764 nucleotides long. RefSeq names its product non-specific lipid transfer protein GPI-anchored 5-like. Gene Ontology annotation, biological process: lipid transport. Lineage: Eukaryota; Viridiplantae; Streptophyta; Magnoliopsida; Malvales; Malvaceae. The coding region runs from base 53 to 571 and encodes 172 amino acids. The record is from RefSeq and is a predicted model, not a curated record. The transcript is spliced from 3 exons. Gene Ontology annotation, molecular function: lipid binding.
AAGUCUUUGAAGAAUUCCCAGAAAUUUUAUCUAACCAAGAGAAAUUAAAGUAAUGGCAAACAUGAAGAUGGCGACAUGUUUUGUCAUGGUCCUGAUGGUCAUGUUUUAUGCAGGAGCUAAAGCUCAACCAGGUUGCACUACUGUAUUGAUCAGCAUGUCACCUUGCCUCAAUUUCAUUACGGGAAACUCGUCGACCCCGUCUCAACAAUGCUGCACACAGCUUGCUAGUGUCGUGCGUUCGUCACCCCAAUGCUUGUGUGAUGUCCUUAAUGGUGGUGGUUCGUCGCUGGGGGUCAACGUCAACCGGACUCAAGCUUUGGCCUUACCUGGCGCAUGCAAUGUUCAGACUCCACCCAUCAGUGCCUGUAAUGGUGCUUCUCCAGCACCUGCAGACUCUCCAGUUGGAUCACGACAAUCUGGGAAUACAAUGCCUACAGAAGGUGGAUCAAAAACUGUACCAUCCACAGAGGAAGGAGGAUCAUCACCACCACCAUCAUCAAAUGGAAGCAUGACCACCGCCAAAUUGACACUUUCAUGGCUGUUCUUUCUCAUGGUGGCCAUGUCACAUUGAAUCUUCUAUCCUAUUUGAAAAACAUUUUAUGAUAUUAUUAUGAUUUUGUAACUUAUUUUCCCAUUGGUUGUGAAUACAUUGUGAUAUUUAUAAUUUGGUACCCCAUCCAUAUGGGGUACAUAUGAUUUUGUAUUGCUGAAGAGACUUAUGGCUUCUCUUCCUUUCUCAAUAAAGUUUAUUUAUUAUGAUUUCC